GUCCAGUUCUGGUCCAGUUCUGGUCCUGCUCUGGUCCAGACAGUAUCGGACGGACAAAGAGACAUGUGGACCCAGGCCUGAGAGAUCUCCAUUCUGCACCACUCAAACGCACUGAACCAGCGAAACACAAGGAAAGAUGACGUCAUCCACACCCUCCUCAUCUUGUAGCUCCUCCCCCAACAAAGUGUGCCACUCUCAGACACAAACUGAUGUACUCAAGCCUCUACUGGGUGGGGCUAUCGCGGGAGUGGGUGGAGCUCUCAGGAAAAGGAGGCGUGUCAUGUCCAAAGAUGGGCGGAGUAACAUCCGCAUCGAGCACGUGAGCGGCCGCAGCGCCCUCUACCUGCGGGACCUGUGGACGACCUUCGUGGACAUGCAGUGGAGAUAUAAGUUCUUCCUGUUUACGGCCACGUUCGCUGGGACCUGGUUCGUGUUUGGAGUUCUGUGGUACCUGGUCGCUCUGGUGCAUGGAGAUCUGCUUGAGUUUGACCCUCCGUCCAACCACACCCCGUGUGUGAUGCAGAUGCAGUCUCUGACCGGAGCGUUCCUCUUCUCUCUCGAGUCUCAAACCACCAUCGGCUACGGUUUCAGGUGCAUCACAGAGGAGUGUCCUGCUGCCAUCAUCCUCCUCAUCGUGCAGCUUGUCAUCACCAUGCUCAUGGAGAUUUUCAUCACCGGAACCUUUCUCGCUAAGGUGGCGCGUCCAAAGAAGCGUGGAGAGACAGUGAAGUUCAGUCAGCACGCCGUGGUGUCCUCUCACGAUGGCGUGCCCUGCCUCAUGAUCCGAGUGGCCAACAUGCGCAAGAGUCUGCUCAUUGGCUGUCAGGUGACAGGUAAGCUUCUUCAGACCUCCCUGACUAAAGAGGGGGAGACGGUGCGCUUGGAUCAGAGGAACGUGCCCUUCAGUGUGGAUACCUCAAGUGACAGCCCCUUUCUCAUUCUCCCCCUUACCUUCUACCAUGUGAUUGACGAUACCAGCCCGCUCCGAGCCUGGGCCAACAAAGCAGGGGGUGGCUGGACUGACCCAGAGCUGUCUGACUUUGAGCUGUUGGUGAUCAUGAAUGCCACAGUGGAAUCAACCUCUGCAACCUGCCAGGUUCGUACAUCCUACCUGCCUGACGAGAUCUUGUGGGGCUACGAGUUUCCUCCCGUUGUCUCCCUCUGCCCCAACGGCAAAUACGUGGCUGAUUUUGCUUUCUUCGAUAAAGUGGCUAAAACAAAAACUAUGCCAAUCUUCAAAAAGCCCGGCAGUUUCCAGAGCAAUGGAGGUGGGACGAUUUCCGAGGGAACCGAAACCGAGAAGAUCCGAUUGGAGCAGAGCUACAGGGACAAGGGGGAGGAACAUGGCCGCCGACUGAGUGUGCGCAUUAGUAAUGUGUGAGCAGGGGAGGUAUCUAUAAUAUAAAGGACACUAGAGACUUUAUAAACAAAAUGCUAUGCACUGUGCUUGCUCUUCAUGGACAUGUUAUUGCUUUGCCUGGAAUAUUUCACAGUAUGGCAUUAAAUAUAUCUGUCUUACUCGUAUUCAAGUACAGAUGUUUUUUAUUGCUUAAAGUACAUUGAUAAACAUCUAUUGUUACUGUGAGUGGGCUUACCUCUCCACAGAUACGACCUGUAACUUGGCCUGUCUGGCUUUUCUCCUUGUCUCCAUCUAUAGAAAUAUACAAGUUUAAUACUAUACCGUGGAACAUUUAAGGCAAAACAAUAACAGCUCCAUGGAGACAAGAGAGAGUGGACCCUGCACCAGAAAAGUUAUGCAAAAUCCACUUUUAAUUACAUUUUAAACAUGUUAUAGUGGUUCUCUCAUCACUAGAUUACUCCACACAAUUCUCACUUUGCACCUAUCUCAUGUACGUAUCAAAAGAUGUGUACAUUAGAUCAGGUCGUCUGCAAGUGAUUUAACACCAGGUUCUCCACAAACAUGAGAUACGAGAUAGGAGAGGGGCGACCCGUCUUGGCUGCACCCCAGUCCUGUCACUAUUACUUAUUGCAACAACACUAUUGCAACAACACAUCAUCGGUAGGGUAAAACUAACCUGUUGCAUUGUCAGUUUCACAAAUAAAAACCCUUCCCUAGCAAGGACCAUGCCACAACAAUGCUUUUCAAUAAAGACAUGGUGGUGUGUGAAGAUGUUGUGGUUCGCUGGAGAGGAGCAGUAGUAGUAGUAGUCUGCCCCUGAAACUCAGUCAAUCAUAUUAACAUAUCCAGUAGUUCAUAGAAAUCUGAUAUGACGGGGGCCAGCUGUUUGGUCCAACAACAGCCCUGUUUAGUGAUGUUAGGUUAAGAGGCAGGCAAGAAUCUGAAGUCAAACUAGAAUUAAAAGUCAAGGGAUCUGUCUCUAUUAUUAAGUGGGUUGCGUUUUUCGAUUAUCAAAAUGUAAAGUAAUGAUCUGUUGACUGCCACUUCUAUUAUUUACUAAAUAGUAGAGAAAAUAUUAGGUCUUAUGUAACAUGCAAAAUGGAAAUGUAUAUAUAUUUUUGUUUUGUUUUGAGAGUUUUUGUUUGGGAGCAUUAUAUGGGCAUGUUCUGGUCAUUUUGUAGAUUCAACAAAAUUGAUUAAAGUAGGAAUAGUAAGAGCCCAACUGUCCUCCUCAACCUCAUUAAAUAAAGUGGAAAAUGGGAUGAUGUCAUAGUCGCAGAUGGGGGCAACAGCAAAAGUUCCCUAAAGGUUACAUGUAUUCUCAAAAAUAACAAUAAUACUACUACUACUAGUACUACUACUGCUGCUACUACUAAUAAUAAUAACAAUAUACAUUUUAGCUGCACCCAUCUGUAUUGAAUAUUAUUCAGCUGUAGAAUGUUGACACAAGAGCAUUUUUCUUCUUUCACAGAUGAAUUUCAAUUAAAUAAUUCUGUUCCUUUUUUUUUUUGUUGACUUCAUUAAAUAUUCUUGAAAAUUGUAAGUAAGCAUGCUAACUUUGUGAUCUUGUAAUAGUCCUUUUUUGUAUGAAUGGGGACUUUCAUUGGUGAGCACAAACUAUAAAAGCUCUUGCAUCACAUCCAUUUGCACAUGUAACAUCCCUUUGAGUUAGAUGAAGAUGAGCCAUUUUAAAGUUUCCCUGAGCAUUGGUGCAGUAUUGACUUGUUGGUCACAUGAACAAUAAACAUUUUACACAAAUGAAGGAUUCCCACUUAACUGGAAGUGCCACCACAAAGAAAGUGCAGUUUAGUCGCGUUUAUGGAAAAAGUGGGAGGGGCAGAAUAAGGUCAAUAGUGAGCUUUUCUUUAUUUUUACUGCACAAUUUUGUACACAAAGCAAUUCAAAGUGCAUUUUCAAAUUUGAGGCCUGUCUCACAUCUUCAGGAAGACUGUUCCAGGCUUUAGCUGCAUAAAACGGAAACGCUGAUUCCCAUGUUUAGUCCUGGUUUAGUCCUGGUUUAGUCCUCAGUGUGGGAGAGGUACUUUGGUGCUGGUCCAUGGAGAGACUUGUACACAAGCAGAGCUGCUUUAAAGUCUGUUCUCUGAGCCACAGUAUUUCCUGGUUCUAGUCAGGUCCCGAGCAGCAGCGUUCUGGAUGUACUGCAGCUGUCUUAAGGCUUGUUUGGCGAGGCCAGUGAGCAGGCCGUUACAGUUGUCUAACCUACUGGAGACAAAUGCAUGGAUGAGUCUCUCCAAGUCUGGUUUUGACAGUAUAUCUUUAAGUUUUGCAAUGUUUUUUAGCUGCAGAUGUUAUUGAUGUGGCUGUUAAAGUUCAAGUCUGAGUCCAUUGUUACCCCUAGAUUUUUAGAUUUCUGCAUAUUAACUAGCAGCAGGUUUGACCCCUGGGACAGGUCAGAGACAUUUUAUCUGAGACACAUUUUCCAAUUUCAACAAAGUACUCCCUGUUUUCUAGAUAGCACUUAAACCAGUUCAGUGCAGUACCAGAAAUGCCCACCCAGUCCUCUAGUCUCUGUAAGAGGAUCCCGUGUUUGACAGUGUCAAAAGCGGCACACAGAUCUAACAGAAUCAAGAGUGAGACUUUGUCUGCAUCAGUGUUCAGGCGGAUGUCAUUUGUCUCCUUAAUAAGAGCAGUCUCAGUGCUGUGAUGGAGUCUAAAACCUGACUGGAAAAUAUCAAAGGAGUUGUUCAUUUGGAGAAACUUAAUAAGCUGUUGGUAAAUAACUUUUUCAAGGACUUUGCCUAAAAACGACAAAUUUGAGAUUGAUCAGUAAUUGUUCAAUAUUGUGGCAUCAAGACUGCUCUUCUUUAGGAGAGGCUUGAUAACUGCAGUUUUCAAAGCUCUUGGGAAUGUUCCAGAUUGAAGUGACAUGUUAACUAUGCGAGUGAGUGGGAACAACAAACUGUUGAGCACUGACUUUAGAAAUUUAGUGGGUAACACAUCGAGGCAGCAUGUAGAUGAACUCAGACUGGUGAUCAUCUCUUGGACAGUUUUGUCAGUUACAGGUGCAAAAUGAGUCAUCUCUAAGUGUGUAGGCGGCUGCAGGCGUGUUAUUUGCAUUGUGUAAUUGAUGGUAUUUUUAAUGCCGUGAACCUUGUUAUUAAAGAAUACUGCAAACUCAUUGCACUUAGAUGUGAAAAUUAGUUCUAACGGCAGCUGAACUGGGUUUGUUUAUCUGUUUACUGUUGCAAAUAGGGCACGAUAGUUGUUAUUCUCUAUUUUCCUUUAGUUAAUUUCUGCCUUAAUACUUAAAUAAAUGUGUAAAAUCUUUGAUAACAAGUUGAUGAUCUAAGUUAGCCUAUUGGUACUAGGUCUUAAUAUUACUUUUUCUUUCAGACUCAUUGAAUGUAAAUAUUUUCCAAAAUGUGACAGGCCUUAAAGGGGAAAUAUUUAGUCACAUUUUGUCUUUUUUUGUUUUUUUCUGUGUUAAUCAAAUAUUUUUUCCUGUAAGUUGCUGAUUUAUUCAGCUUUUUUAACUGCAGGUUUUUCUGGUAAUAACUUUGGUAUAAUAUAAUUGUAUUAGGCACUUGGUACUUCAAGAUGGUAUUUUACUUGUAUCUUUAAAACAAGCUGAAAUUGUUUGAAAAUGUGUACUAGUAAUUUUUGUGAUGAAAUUACGCUUUCUCACAUGGAAUUUAUCUUACGCAGAAGAUGCCUCGACAGGAGUAGAAUCCUAACCUACCAGUAUUUCUAUGUUUACAAGUCAUGGAGGUAAUACAGAUUCCAGUUCACAUCAACCUAGACGCUGGAUAGCACUUUAGUUAGCCCUCAAAUUAUGAGACAGUGUAAUCUCUCUUUCGUCCAGUAGUCGUUCGAUGUAAAGACAGUUUCAAUAGUGGUCAUUAUUUUUGUGAUCAAAACCAUUCAUCAUACGUAAGGUUCACACUAAAACUCCUCCCUUUGGGGCUGCUGGGCUUAGUAAACUCAGGUUUGGAUAAAGCCCAGUGCUUCAAGCCAGUUCCAUGAUGUGUCGAAACCUCUUGAUCGCAAAGCCAUGUCCAGUUGACCAUCAUUAAAACACUGUAAUUAUCUUUUUCUUUAAAAAAAAAAAUAAAAAUAUGAAUAACUUGUAAAAUUUUGUGCAUACUUGUUGUAUUUCCAUUGAUCUGUAAAUACAUUUUUGUAACUAACAGUAGAGUUUAUUUUUUUGUUUUUUUUUGUUCUAUAGUUUCUGUGUUUGAUAAUGUUGAAUGUGAGAGGCAUGAAGACCUAAAGUGCAAUAAAAGGGCAGUGGACUGUAAUUUGAAUGGGAAAACGUUAUGUAAAGUGGCUUAUCAUAAUGCGUAAGGCUGUGUUUGAUAGUGGCAGGACUGACCUCUUUAAUAUGUGUAUUUUUGUACAUGUAAAGAUUCUAAUAAUAACACAAUUUAAUAAAAAGUAAUAAUUUUUGUGUU
Periophthalmus magnuspinnatus is the source of this 5772-nucleotide messenger RNA. RefSeq names its product ATP-sensitive inward rectifier potassium channel 10-like. Lineage: Eukaryota; Metazoa; Chordata; Actinopteri; Gobiiformes; Gobiidae. Gene Ontology annotation, cellular component: plasma membrane. The transcript is spliced from 6 exons. Bases 137 to 1381 code for a protein of 414 amino acids. Gene Ontology annotation, biological process: regulation of monoatomic ion transmembrane transport; potassium ion import across plasma membrane. Gene Ontology annotation, molecular function: inward rectifier potassium channel activity. The record is from RefSeq and is a predicted model, not a curated record.